Messenger RNA from Haliotis rubra (blacklip abalone), 2960 nucleotides. RefSeq names its product protein BANP-like. The transcript is spliced from 11 exons. Gene Ontology annotation, biological process: protein localization to nucleus; negative regulation of protein catabolic process. Gene Ontology annotation, molecular function: DNA binding. The record is from RefSeq and is a predicted model, not a curated record. The coding region runs from base 62 to 1318 and encodes 418 amino acids. NCBI's taxonomy places the organism in Eukaryota, Metazoa, Mollusca, Gastropoda, Lepetellida, Haliotidae.
UCUCGCAAGUUACCGUUCCGUACGCCAUUAUCGUGGUCCGAGACAGGGACGGGAUUUGAUAAUGUCUACAGAUGGCUCUGGAGAAAGGAUUCCAGAAGCACCUCGUAUUAUUGCUGUCGAAACAUCGUCAGUUGUAACAAACCUAGAUGAGUCCUCAAACAUGGAUGGAGGGGGAGAUGAUGAUGAUGGUCCAUUGGCGAAAAGGAGGCGGUUAGAGGACAGUGAACUCUGUGUGGAUCAGUCAAUAAAGCAAAUCCUUUUUAACAUCAACAAAGCAAUCUGCAUGAGAUUGGAGACAAUUGAGAACAAACUGGACACCCUAAGUCAGAGAUCUCGCACUGUUGAAGAAAAGGUGGAGCAGCUACUGAUUCAAGCCAGACAGGCUCCAGGGGCCUCCCUGUCCCCUAACGCUACCGGCUCCAGGAGAGGGGCUGUCAUCGUUGGCCUUCCCCAGAAUGGGACCCGUUCUGAUACAGAUGGUGAUGGCAGUGUGGAUGGAAGUGUCCAGAAUCUUGGUCCUAAUGUCACCCUAAUUACACUGAACACUGAAGAGGAUUACCCUAAUGGUGUGUGGCUUGGGGAGGAGUCGAAUCCUGAAAUGAGGGUGCGAAUACCAAUAACACCAAGUGACCUUUUGCAUGUGCACUCAAACUGCCGCACGCCUGAGAAGAUGGCGCUGACGAUGCUAGACUACCUGUUCGACAGGGAGACCCAGGCCUGCUCUAAUCUGUCGGGGAUGGGCAAACAUGGAAAGAAGCAGCUAGAUCCUCUUAUGAUAUAUGGAAUCAGGUGUCACCUUAUUCAUAGAUUUGGUAUAACAGAAAAUGAUUGGCACCGAAUAAAACAAAACAUAGACUCAAAGUGUCGCACUGCAUUCCGAAGAAAACAAAGAGGGAUGCCAUUGACGGUAAAAGCAUUUAGAGGAAAGGCUCCUCCAACUUAUGUAAAUAUUGGGUCACAUUUACCGGGAGAGCUAGGUUGUCAGAGCGAUGAGGAUUCAAUCAGUCACGAAGACUCUGAGUUACAUAUCCAUCAGGCUGAAGUAGACACCAUACAGCAAGCCGUGUCUACUAUGCAAGGGGAGGCAAUCCAGCAGGGAGAGAUACAGAUACUCCACGCCACUCCAGAACAAAUAUCCCAGCUACAGCAAGCUCAUCAUAUACAAAUACUCCAGGGAGAUCAAGUCAUAGGGCAAAUACAGCAAGGUGAUGUGGCAGCACUCGGGGAUGGCAUCCAGGUUGCUACGGUAACGACAGACUCAGGAGAAGUUCUUCACAUUCAGCAGGCACCUGCAGUAGUGCCUGAAGUGACAGACUAGCAACUGGACUUACCUCCCUUGUACAUAUUAACACAGAAGGCAGCACCGUCUUCAUUGUUCAUGUGGCUGUUCAGCAUUCAGCUUCGGAGAGAACUAUUUUUCCUUUGAAGGACUGGGUAAUAAUUGCAACAAUGCAACUUGUGCUCUUUAUUGAGGGAUCCUUCAGUUCAUCAUGUGUUCAGGAAGCAACUUCAAUAACUGCAAGUGAUGAGUUGGUGAUCUAACUUAUAAUUGUGUGUCGCUCAUGCCUACUGGUGGAUGUAACAGAGCUCGAUUUAAGGAAAUGAAACCAAAUUACACCUGGUGCAACCUUAGGUAACAGUCGUGUUGCACUAAACAAAAACAGCUUGCACCUGCUGCUCAAUACAAAAUAUUAUAUACAAUGCUUGAGUUUUUGUGUUGAUGAUUUAAGGCAUCAUAUAAUAAAUUAGUCUUGGUCUGAUAAGAUAUCUUCAUAAAAUUUCAUUGCAUGAACAGUAACAGUCAUUCAAUCACUGUGCUGUCAUCAGAGUCACUGCUCCAAGCCACUUCCUUAUCAUUCUUUUUUCCAGCUGAAGUCUGUGUCCUGCACUGGGUGUAAGUUGGUACAAAUACCAGGCUGCAUUUUGCAGUUCCAGGUUGCACCAAUUCUAGUUCUAAAUGCUUAAAUCGAGCCCCUCAUAACGAGACAAAAAUGUCUGGAAGUACUAUCAUGACUAUCAAGGUUUGUUCUGACAGAAACUCGUUGAAUUUUGAGGUUUAUCAUUAAAGCUUGAAUGAAGAUCUUCACUUUGACACUUCUGAAAUUUGAAGGAGUGCAAGUAAAGCCUGCAAGAUUUGGAAGAAUCUUUGUAUUAGUCAUUGAACUCAUAUAAACAUAUUUUCACUAAAUAAUACAGCACGGUUAUCCAGUGAUUGUUUUGUUUGACAUCUGCGAACCUUCAGGAUGUUAUUUAGUGUGCAAAUGAAAAAUUGUUCUAUUGUUCAAUCAUGUCCACUUUUGAAAGUAUUUGGCCUCGAGUGUUUGAAUGUAUCCCUGUUUGGGUCGGAUUAUAAGCAGAUUUUGACUGGUGAAGAAUAGGAGGCUUGCAAUCAACACAGUUGUUAUGACCAGGCGUUUCACAAAGUGAUUUGCAUGUUAUGACUGUCUUGAGACAGUUAACAUAAGGAGCUGUGAGUCUUAGCACUCUCAUUUCUUUGUGGAACUGUCCUGGGCAAAUGAGGGCAUUAUCUUCAGGUUCAUCCAGCACUGAACUCUUAAAUAUUCAAAGAGAGCAGCUUUACCUUUUGUGACAGGGUGUUUGCAAAAUACAGUCAUCCCUCACCAUAGCGCGUGUCUUGGGGUCCAUGGAAUAAACCUGGAAUAAAGGCCAAGUAAAGUUGUAUAAAGAACGUUAUUGUGAGGGAUGACUGUACAUUUCUUGCUCCAUCUAUACUCAACCAGUUUUUACAUAUUGAUGAAAAACAAUAGGUUGUAGUGGCCGAACUGAAUGAAAGUAACCAAACCUGUCCGACUUACUCAAGACACUUCACCUACUGUUGCUGUUUGAUAUUAUGUUGUUAUUUGAGAAUGUUGAGUGGGACAAAACUGGCAUGUUUGCAAAGCUUUGCCUUUUUUUCAAAAGUGCAUGGCCAUUAUUUAUGAAUUAAAUUUUUGAAUACA